UGUUAGCGAGCGCGCCCUGCCGUAUUAUGUCAUUGUCGUUCAACUCCGAUAUAUUUUUCCAGGAGUCAGCGUGUAACAACAGCUGUUCUCACUCUCAGAAACACGACUCUUCUAUUAUUGUGGCGCCGCCAUUCACAACUGAACGCAAUGGCAUCCUUGCUCCCUUGAUGCGCGCUUGUUAAGGCAUUCAAGCUCAACCAUGGCAACAAAGGCCUCCGACUCGGAGCGCACUCCCCUAAUACGCGAGACCAGCCCAAGUCAAGAUGAGGCUGCACUACCGGAUGUCCAAGACGAAGAUGGAAACCUUUCAACUUUGAGAGGCACACUCAUCUGCCUAUCCAUCUGGCUCCUAAUUUUCAUCCUGACCAACAAUGUCUCACUGAUGACGACGAUCCAAUCGCCCAUCGCCACCGAUCUCGGCGCAUCCACCGAAGUAAGCUGGUUCACCUCCGCCUACCUCAUCGCCAUAACCAGCAUCACACCCGUCGCAGGCCGCCUUUGCGCCAUCUUCACGCCCAGAGUCUACCUCCUAGCGUCAAUAUGUGUACAAGCAUGCGGCCUCCUCAUCAGUUCACAAGCGCCUUCUGUCAACGCGUUCCUCGCCGGCCGCGUUGUCACGGGAAUUGGCAGCGCGUCCGUCACGCCCGUCGCAUUCAUCCUGGUCACUGAACUCACCGCCCCGCGCAGACGAGGCUUGUUCUUCGGCGCCAUCAACACGGGCUACACAUCCGGUGUGGCCUGCGGGGCUAUCAUCGCUGGCGCCCUCGAGCCGCUCGUCGGCUGGCGCGCGGUGUUCUGGCUGCAAAUCCCAUUCACCCUGGCUGCGGCACUUCUGGCUUUCUUCACCAUCCCUGAACCGCGAAGACUUGAUGCCUCCACAGCAGCGGGCGCGUAUCACAAGCAAUCUCUCGCCACGAAGCUCUCGCAAAUCGACUACUUCGGUGUCGUCACCAUCAUAGGCGCUGUGGUGCUACUGCUAUACAGCUUGUCGUCGCCAAAGGUUCAAAUCACGCCGAUUGUCUUGUCGGUUGCUUCGCUCGUGCUGUUCGUCCUGGUCGAAGCGCAUUGGGCUGAUCAACCUAUCGUGCCGAUUUCCAUUCUGCGGUCAAGAGGCAAUAUCCUUACGGGUAUUGCGACCGUCGGCGUCAUGACUGCCCGGUGGAGCGUUCUGUUUUACACGCCGACGUACGUGCUCACCCUGCGCGGCUGGUCUCAGGCCAGCGCUGGCCUCACGUUGAUCCCGACGAACCUGGGAUUUGGGCUGGGUGGUCUGUUGGCGGGCUGGCUGCACAUUCGACGCACGGGAUCAUUCUAUUACGCUUGCAUCGUCACGUGCGUGCUGUUCAUCAUGUCCAUGUUCGCCGUCUCGUGGAUCUCGACGCCCGGCUCGAAUAUCUACGGUUAUCUUACGGUGCUGUUUGUCAACGGGGCAAUCGUUGGCUGUCUGCUGAACUACUCGAUUGCGCAUGUCCUGCAUUUGACGAUCCCUGCUACGCAUAUCAUUGUCAUUCCGCUGAAUGCUAUGUUCCGCAGUUUGUCGGGGUCAUUUGGGUCGUCUGUUGCAGGAGGAUUGUUUCUCAGAACGUUGCAGCGGACGCUGACGAAGGAGUUUCUGGCAAGAGGGAUCACGGGCAAGGGAGCAUUGAUCAGGCAGUUGCUCGGAUCGCCGGUUACGGUGCAGAAGCUGACGGGCGUGGAGAGGGAGGUCGCUCUGGUCGGCUAUGAGACGGCGCUGAGAACCAUUUACUCGGCUGGUGGCGUCUUGGCUAUUCUUAUGCUCUUUGUUCAAGCUGGCGUUGGCUGGACGGCGCCUGAUGUGGACAAGGACGAAGAGCCUACACUUACGAUUGCCAGUGACGGCAAUGUUGGGCAAGAUGUGCUCUCACCAGUUGUGUCCAGAGAGCCGGUAGCUGGUUAGCCAACAUCAUUGGAUGGUAUAGAUAUAUUGAUAUAGGACAAUGAUGCAUUAUGCUGAACUUUUUGCCCCUUUAGCCGUCUAAAGCUGUUUCAUACCGCGGACAUCUAGUUAGCGGUCUCC
This is a messenger RNA of Exophiala viscosa, 2038 nucleotides long. Its product is annotated as major facilitator superfamily domain-containing protein. The record is from RefSeq and is a predicted model, not a curated record. Gene Ontology annotation, cellular component: fungal-type vacuole membrane. Gene Ontology annotation, molecular function: basic amino acid transmembrane transporter activity. Bases 200 to 1918 code for a protein of 572 amino acids. The transcript has a single exon. NCBI's taxonomy places the organism in Eukaryota, Fungi, Ascomycota, Eurotiomycetes, Chaetothyriales, Herpotrichiellaceae. Gene Ontology annotation, biological process: basic amino acid transport; transmembrane transport.